AUGGGUUUCCGGAGACUUAUAAAUAAAAUUCGAAAUGCUGAUAACUUCACUGCACCAUAUAGAAUGGCAUCUGAACAUUUACAGCGGAAUGAAUGGGUAAUGAAAGAAAAUCAUCUAAUUCACGUUCAAGAUUCAUCGGCAUCGGAAGAUACAGACGAGAAACGAAUCAAUCUGAAUAAUGUUUCUACAUUGGAUUGUGAUGAGGAACGGUCCUAUGAUGAGGAAAACAAAAGACGGGGUGGAUUCGCCAGAAUACCAGAAUGCUGUAUGUGUAUGUCGUGUCCAUGCCUUUCCGGCCUUUUACUCGGUAUACUGACAGGUGGUUUGUUAUUAGCGGUGCUAAUUGCACUUUGGUUAACUUCUUCUACCCGACAAACACUGACGACACAAUUAGUGUCAACUGCAGUAGUUUCAACAAAAUCUACAACGGCAGCACCAACUGUUACGACGACAACAACCACCACAGAAUCUACAACACCAACAGUAACUGUUACAACAACAACAACUUCGACAUCAUCAAGUUUGUCGUCAACGAUCUCCCUCACUUUGACCACUUCAACGUCAUCAACAACGUCGUCAAGUUCGACAACUACAAUUGUAUGUAUGAAUCUUACGACGCAAGUGAUCUAUCCAACUGGCUCUGGAUCUCGACCAUUUCCCGUAACAACCGGCGAUCUUAAUGGGGACAAAAAGCCCGACAUUAUUGUCGGAAUGUCUGGCGUGGAUGAAAUCGGUAUUCUCUUUAAUAAUGGCAAUGGUACGUUCGAUGCCCCAGUCGACUAUGCAGUGAGUUCUGGUUUGAUGUGGUCUUUGGAAGCAGCUGAUGUCGAUUUAGACGGGGACCUCGAUAUCGUUGUCGCAAAUGCCGACGCAGAUAAUGUUGGCGUACUUCUCAACAACGGUUCUGGUGCAUUUCUUCCACAAAUUAUCUAUUCAACUGGAAACAACUCUAAGCCACAUUCUUUGGCAAUUGCUGAUGUCAACUUUGACAGCAAACCGGACAUUAUCGUUGCGAAUUUUGGUUUAAAUGUUGCCGGUGUUCUCAUCAACACUGGUAGUGGCACAUUUGCUGCUCAAGUGACCUAUCCAGCUGGCAGUAGCCCACACUCUGUUGCAGUAAAUGACAUCAACCUUGAUGGCAAACCAGACAUUAUUGUUGCCAAUAGAGAUUCAAAUGACAUUAGUGUUUUGCUCAAUACAGGCACUGGUACAUUUGCUUCUCAGGUGACCUAUGCAACUGGCUCACAGCCGCACUCUGUGACAGUUGGUGAUGUAGAUGUCGAUGGUAAACAAGACAUUAUUGUUGCAAACAAGGUUUCAAACACUGUCGGUGUUCUCCUCAACAACGGCUCUGGCACAUUUCUUCCUCAAGUCACCUAUUCAACUGGCACAGCACCGUAUUUCGUAACAGUUGGAGAUAUUGACGGCGACAGCAAAGUUGACCUCAUCGUCGCCAAUUCAGGUUCGAAGAACGUCGGUGUUCUGCUCAACGCAGGCAAUGGCACAUUUAAGUCUCAACAGACAUAUGCAACUAGUUAUUCUUUGUAUGCUGUAACAACGGCCGAUGUAGACGUCGAUGAAACUAAUGCUAAAAAAGAAAGUCUUGGUCAUGUAGUAUUGAUAACAGCUCCUUUAUUUGGUCAUAUGAUUCCACUAUUAGAUUUUGCCAAACGUUUAUCCGAAUAUCAUCAUGUAACUUAUAUCGUAUCGGCAUCAAAACUCGACAUUCUUAAACAACAUGUAUUUAUUAAUCAAUCUGAAACUAAUAUUUCAAAACAAUUAAGAAUAGAAUUCAUUGGUUUACUUGAUGGUAAUAAUGAUGAUUAUCAAACAGUGAAUGGGUACCGGUUAGAACACGAAUUCGGUAUGGGUCGACAUAUGUUGAAUACCGAUCUUGCCAGUGGUCAACGAAUAAUCACAAGUGAUGAACUAACAUCGUAUUUGAAAGAAAUAUUCGCCCGAGAAAUGGAAUAUUUACAAAACGCGCAACAUAUUCAAGACGUUAUUUUCCAUGCAAAAGAAAAUAGUUCACGUCUGGACGUUGAGAAGGUUAUCAAGAUCAUCGACGAUCAAGCAAGUAAACGCAUGAAAAAGCAUCACGAACUAUAA
Messenger RNA from Adineta ricciae, 2109 nucleotides. NCBI's taxonomy places the organism in Eukaryota, Metazoa, Rotifera, Eurotatoria, Adinetida, Adinetidae. The record is from the annotation of a GenBank genome assembly.